AGUAAACAAUUCAACGUGGGUUAAAGAAAAGAAUUAUAAAAUAAUUCAAAAAUGCCUAUUCGUAAGAAUAUCAAAAUAUCGUCUACAAAGCGAGGACAUCAUGAAAGACAAAAGAAGAAUUUUUUAAAGUCAAAAAAACAAUUGAAUCGUGAAAAACAAGUGAAAUCAAACAUAUUUAAGAAGUCUAAUAAUGAGAAACGCAAUGAGAGCUUACAAAAGGAUGUAAAGUCUAAGAAAAAAAAGUCCAAAUCAGAUAGAAAAGAGAAUGUUUUAGAUCCAGCGAUGAAAGGGAAAGACAUCAAGGCAUCAGAUGUUUACGACAUGUUAAGCAAUGAAUCUGAUAAUGAUUCAAUAGAUGAUCAAAUUCCUAUUAAACGUCAGAAGAUUGAACAUUCAGACGAGGAAAUGUCCGAUUAUAGUUUGAAUGACAAUGAAGAAGAACUAGAUGAGGAUGAUUUGAGCGAUGGAGAAUUAGAAAAAAUAGAAAUAGAUCAACAAACGUCUUCAAGAAAACAUGCAAAAGCUUCUAAAAGUUUAAAAGAACUGUUGCCAAUUAAAACUAAAAGUGGAUUAAUGCCAAGAAUGGAAAUAGAAACGCCACAGAUAGUUUCUAAGACAUUAGCAGAAGUAAAUUACCAAGCAAAGGAAGUUGUCUCGUCAAAGCAAAAUCAAAAGGCAGAGCAAAAACAAAAAACUGGUAAAAAGAUUUUAUCAGCAAUGGAGUUGAUACAAGAAAGAGAAAAAGAAUUGGAAAUUCAAAAGUUUCGUAUUGGAAAAUUGUGUUCAGGAAUAACAGAAAAUCCAGAGGAUAAAAUUGGCAACUUAAAGAUGUUAUUGCUGCUGUUACCACAAGUUGGAGCUGAUCAAAAAAGAAAUUUAUUGAGUGUCCGAAAACUUACAAUGUUUUCACUAGCAGAAAUUUUUAAAGAUAUUAUACCAGACUAUAAAAUUGGUAUUGUUGAUUUAGAGAGUCAGAAAGUUAAGAAGGAUACAUUGGCUCGUGUAACGUACGAAAAUGAGCUAUUAAAAUAUUAUAAAAAAUUCUUAAGAGAACUUGAAAUCAUUUCAAAGGCACUCAAGCCUGGCAAAUUUUCAAAACGCCCAUCGAGAGAAAGCAUUAAUAUUGGAGAAUCAGCUGUGUUUUGUUUAUGUGAAAUUCUUCAAUCACAUCCAUACUUUAAUUUCAAUACCAAUAUUGCACAGCUCCUCGUGAUUUAUUUAAAUUGCUCAAACAGCAAAGUUCGUAAAUUAAUCAAUGAAACUUUUAUCAAAAUCUUCAAAACAGACAAACGACUUGACCUGACUUUACACAUUGUUCGUAAUAUAAACCACCUUGUAAAGAAGAAAUCAAAUUCUGUUUAUAGCGAAGUUGUAGCAUGUCUGUUAGCCCUUCAAAUUAAAAACAUUAAUGUUGAUGCAGAAAAGGAAGCUGAGCUUAAGCAGAAAAAGUUGGAACAACAUAAAUCAAGAUUGUUGAGCAUGUCAAAGCGUGAGAGAAAAAGGAAGAAGAAAUUAUCUGAAUUGGAUAAGGAAUUGAUGGAAACUAAGGCUGAAGAAAAUAAGCAGUCCAAAAAUUCAAAAUUGACUGAUAUUUCAAAAUUGGUAUUCACUAUCUAUUUUCGAAUAUUGAAAGAAAGUCCAAAAUCAAGAAUUCUUAAUUAUACAUUAGAAGGAUUGGCAAAGUUUGCGCAUAUAAUUAACAUUGAGUUCUUCUCAGAUUUAAUUAACGUUUUGAAUUCGUUAAUUGAGAGUGCUGAUCUUGGAUAUAGAGAACAACUUUUCUGCAUUCAGACUGUGUUUGCAAUCUUAUCAGGACAAGGAGAAGCAUUAAACAUUGAUCCGGCUCGAUUUUAUACUCAUCUUUAUAGGAAUGUUUUGCGGGUUAAUGCUGGAAGAAAUCAUGAAGAUAUUGAGUCAGUCAUUGAAACUUUGGAGAAUAUUUUGAUCAAACGAAGAAAGAAUAUUACGCACUUGAGAUAUAUUGCAUUUUUGAAACGCCUCAUGACUCUUAGCCUACAAAUUUUACAUAAUGGUGCUCUAGGAUGUUUAGCAAUGAUUAAAAAUGCCAUGCAGUUAAAUGUUUCUUUAGACGUCCUUUUGGACACUGAAAGUCAAAUCGGAUCAGGAAAAUUCAAUCCGUUUAUUGAUGAACCUGAAUACAGUAAUUCGAAUUGUACAAGCUUCUUCGAAUUAUAUCUUUUGCGACAUCACUAUCAUCCCACUGUUGCUAAAAUUGCUAAUCAUAUAUCAAAAGGAUGUCCACUGAAUCAAACUUUAGAUCCAACAAUAUCUAAAAUGACACCAAUUAAUUUCUACAAUAAGUUUGACAGCAGUCAAAUGGCUUUUAAUCCCCCAAUUCCAUGUCCACCUAAAGACACGGAGCCGAAAUUUUCAAAUACAGAGAAUCACGUGUACAAGCUUAAGGAUUUAAAUGAGCUUUGUUAUAGCAAUUUAGAAUUCUCUGCUGAAGAUAAUUCGCAUUUAAAUUUCAAUUUUUUUACAGAAUUUAAGUAAAUAUUGUAAACAUUAAACUUUGUUAAUAAACUUUCAAUUACCUAAUUAAGCUUAA
This is a messenger RNA of Chironomus riparius, 2569 nucleotides long. The record is from the annotation of a GenBank genome assembly. Lineage: Eukaryota; Metazoa; Arthropoda; Insecta; Diptera; Chironomidae.